This is a messenger RNA of Anopheles stephensi (Asian malaria mosquito), 4027 nucleotides long. RefSeq names its product structural maintenance of chromosomes protein 3-like. Gene Ontology annotation, biological process: mitotic sister chromatid cohesion. The transcript has 6 exons. The coding region runs from base 211 to 3855 and encodes 1214 amino acids. Lineage: Eukaryota; Metazoa; Arthropoda; Insecta; Diptera; Culicidae. Gene Ontology annotation, cellular component: chromosome. The record is from RefSeq and is a predicted model, not a curated record. Gene Ontology annotation, molecular function: protein binding; double-stranded DNA binding; ATP binding.
GCGGUUGUGGGAAGUAGGCAACGGUUGCCAUUUUGAAUACUUUUGCGGUAACCAUGGUAACCAGAGGCAACCAUGGGCUGAUGAGAAUUUCAUCUGAUUGAUGUGAUUCCAUCGUUGGUGUAGGAGAACGAUCACAUACCAGUUUAAUUCUAGCAACCGGAUUAUUCAGACGCGGACAACAGGUGCUCCGUAGAGAUUUACGGUCCCAGCAUGUAUUUGAGAGAGAUAAUAAUCAAUGGUUUUAAAAGCUACAUGAAUCAGACCGUCGUUGAGCAGCUCGAUCCCAAGCAUAACGUCGUGGUGGGAAGAAACGGCUCGGGAAAGAGUAAUUUCUUCAGUGCAAUCGAGUUCGUACUGAGCGACGAGUACACCAACCUAAGACAAUCGGAACGCGCUGGGUUGAUAAACAAAGGCGCAUCGAAAUCUCCUACCGAGUCUGCGUUCGUGGAGAUUGUUCUCGUCGAGAAGGCAUCGAUUUCUGCGGAAAAGAAACCUUCAGACUGUGGUGAAACACGCGUACGUCGGACCAUUUCAGCUACCAAGGAUCAGUACAAGCUAAAUGGUCGUAAUGCAACGCGCAGGGAGGUGGUGGAGAUGCUGGAUUCGCUCGGCUUGUCAACCGCCAGCCCGUACUACAUCGUGAAGCAGGGUAAAAUCAAUCAGCUAGCAAUGUCCCGUCCGCCCCAGCUGCUGCAAGUCCUGUUCGAGAUCGGCGGCAUACGGGUGUACGACGAGAAGCUUAAGGAGACGAUCAAGCUGAUGCACGACGCGGACCUUUGCUUGAAACAAAUACGCACCGUACGUUCCUCGCUCGGGGAACGCCUAAAGCUGCUCUUCAACGAGCGGAAGGAACAGGAGCAAUUUGAGCAGCUCGAUAAGAAGCAUCGCCUACUCAGCUUUAUGGUGCUGGACAAAAAGCAUCAAGAGGCGGUACGGGCGCUCAACGCGCUUGACCACACGGAACAAUCUUGGAAGGAGCAAGAGCGCCAAUUUGUGCUGCAAAAAUCGGAAGCCAUGGAGAAGUCGAACGAGCUGAAACGGCAUCGCAAAGACACCAGCGCCGAGCUUACCAACGCUCAGGCCAAACAAACGUAUCUCGGCGAAGAGCACAUUAGACUGCAAAAGCAAAUGGUUAAGCUUGAUCUGCAGCUGCAAGACACCGUACAGGAGUUGGGCAGGCAACGUGUCGACCAGGAACGGGAACAAACCGAGCUGGUCCGCCAGCAGACCGAUAUUUCCGAUGUGCAGAUGCAGCUGGAAACGGUCGCGCGUCAACUGGCCGCAGUGCAGGAGCGAAAGGACACGCUGGAAAGUGCAUUCUUGAAGAAGAAGGAAAGGCGCAACGAAAUAUUAGACAAACAGCGUCGAGGCAUACAAUUUACUACCCGCGAAGCACGGGACCAAUUUCUGCGGAACGAGAUUGCGUACGUGUGCAAUCAGAUUAAAGUCCAAACGGAAGCACUAGGUCGCAUGAAGAUCGAGCACAAAGAGCUUAUCGGCGGGUUGGAAAUAAAGAAAGAGGACGGCACACGGUAUGAGGGGGAGCAUGGUACUUUGGCGAACCAGGAAAAUGCCUACAAAGCACAGCUCGCCCAGAUCGGUGCUCGUCUGCAGGAAAGUAAGACCGUACGGGAAACGCUCGCCGCUGAUGAAAGCAGAAAGAUGAUCGAGCUGAACCAUCGGCGGGCUCAAGUCUCAGAUCAUGAGCAAAAGCUUCGCAAGCAAAUUGGGACGCGUGUUGCGGACGGAUGGCGUGCCGUCGCCAAAGUGCUGGACAUGCUUCGAACGCAACACGCCGACCAUCAUCCCGUGCUGGCCGGGUACCACGGUCGAGUGUUUGAAGCGUUCCAGUGCGAGGAGGAACUUUUUCGCGCGGUUGAAACGGUGGCCGGAAGCAAACUAUACUAUCACAUCGUGGAGUCGGAAGCGAUCGCCAAUGAGCUCAUUGCGCUGUGCAACAAGCACCAGCUGCGGGGAGAGUAUAAUUUUAUGCCAUUAAACAAAUUGCAGGCGGGGCAGCAAAUGCACACUGCCGUGCGUAGCGAUGCAACCGUUCGGCCCUUAGUAUCUUUGCUAACGUACGACAAUCGUUUCGAGAUCGUGUUUCAACACAUCUUUGGCGGCACGCUACUGUGCGAUGGGCUGGAAACGGCGGUCAAUGCUCACCGGCAGCAUCAAAGAUCCUGUGUCACGCGUGAUGGCGAUAUGGUGGGUAGGGGCGCACUAACAGGCGGCUAUCGUGCUCCCGGUACGACGAAGCUUCACCAAGCGUUGGCACUGUGCGAGAUGGGUGCAAAGAUCGCUCGACUCGAAUCGGACUUGCAAUCCAUACGGAAAUUGAAAAGCAAAGCGGACGAAAUCAUUGACAAAGAUGAACAGGACCGCGUGAUAGUGGAAGCGAAGCACAGGAAAAUGGUGCGCAAUAGGGAACAGCUUCAAGCGCUACUGCACGCAGUUCCGACCCAGUGCCGACGGCUGGGUGAGAAAUGUACCGAACUGGAGCGUAAAAUUCGUACCCAGCAAACGGAUCUCGACCUACUCGUGGCCAAGGAGGAAAGCCUCCGCCGUGAGCUGGAAACCCAAUUUAUCUGCGUGCUAACCGAGAAGGAGGAACGUUUCAUAGCGCAGCUUGACGAAGAGAUCAGAUGCUUGCGGACGCAGCAAAACGAAGCGUUCAAUGCCGAGCUGCAAGUGCAGCGCGAGAAGGACAAGUUGGAGAACAGGCUGAAUGGGCAAUUGAUACCGAAGCGUGAUGCGCUCAUUGCUUCGCUGGCGGGCCGCAGCUAUGGUUCGCUUGCCAAUCAAAGGACGGUGUACGAGCAGCAGCAAAAGACGCUUUCCAGCAAAAUCGAUUUGCUGGUCCAGGAUAUCAGCAACGUAGACAAACAGGUCCGAGAUUUAACCGAUAAGGGCAAAAAGCUUACCAAAGAGUUGGAGUAUUGGUUGAAAAAGCUGAAACACGCCGAAGAAGCCAUUUCCACCAAGGAUCCCCGUGAGACGUCACACGAAGCACGGAAGCGACAGUUGGCUGCUGAGGUUAACCGGUACGCAAAGGAAAUCGAAGCUCUGGGUGUUUUGCCAGCGUUUGACCAAGGGUACGACAAAAUGACCCUACCUAAGCUGAUGCAGGAACUUGAGCGGACGAGCAAGCAGCUGAAAAAGUUUAGCUCCGUCAACAAAACAGCCGUCGAUGAGUAUGCACGUGUGUCACAAUCGUUGAGCGUGAUGGAUCGAAAGUUGAAAGAGUCCGAGGAUACACGCAAAAUGCACGAAUCCACUGUGCAGCGGUUGCAGGCCCAGCGCAUGGACUGUAUCGAACAUAUUUUCAACACCGUCAAUAGGAACUUUAUUGAAAUAUUUUCCCGCUUUGUGCCGGCCGGCUGCGGGAAGCUUAUUUUGCAAACGACGGACGGUAAUGCCGACAGUGACGAUACCACCACGGACGAGUCGUACGAUGGUGAUGGCGUGCCGGAUCGUUACGUAGGACUAGCCGUGGAGGUUUCGUUCAUGGCUAGUGAGGGAACCCGGAGCGAGCUGGGCACGCUAUCCGGCGGCCAAAAAACGUUGGUCGCGAUUGCACUUAUUUUCGCGAUGCAGAAGUACAAUCCCGCUCCGUUCUAUCUGUUCGAUGAGAUCGAUCAGGCGCUGGACAGCGGGCAUCGUAAGGUGGUGGCGAACGAGAUACACGCGCUGAGUGCAAACUCGCAGUUCAUUACGAUCACGUUUCGGCGCGAACUGUUGGAGCAUGCGGAUAAGUAUUUCGGUGUCCGGUACCGGAACACAGCGAGCAGCAUUGGCGCCGUGUCGAAAGAGCGGGCGUUCGACUUUGUCGUCGAUGAUACUAUUCGCCGUUAGCAUUAAUCUAUGCUAGAGGUGUGUACGUAAUGAUGUACGGUAGAAAACUAUCAUGUCGAUUAAUUGACUCGAUUGAGAUGUUAAUGUUUUUUGCUAGGAUACAGAUACAAAAAUUGAAAACUGCUACACAAUUGGAUUGUUGAUAAUAAAUGUUUGUUUCACUGCACACGAA